AUGCAGAGUGCAGUGUCCGAGUCACGGCUUGCAGAAGAGCGUGAGCGGGCGCCGAUCUCCACCGUCAUGUCAGUCGAGGAGUUUACCCAGGCAGAAACGAACGGUGAUGGGGUGGUCCCUGCAGAGGAGUUUGCGGCCUCGGCUCAUCCCCACACCUCCGAGGCGCAGCCUGAAGAGGUGGCAGCUUCCUUUGAGGCUAUCGACAGCAGCCACGAUGACAUCCUGUUGAAGGAGGAAUACGAGGCCCGCCUGAUCAAUGCCGCUGAGGAAAUGUUGGAGAGAUUCUCCCGAACGGCUCCUGAAGAAGAGGCUGAAGAGGGGCCGAGAACGCCCGCCAAGCGAGGGCGGUCUCAGCUCGAUCAAGAUACCCCGACGGUGCACAAGAAGCGUCGUAGCUCCAAGCGCAGCCGAAAAGGCAGAUCUGUCCGCGACGGAAAAAGCAGCAGCAGCAGCAGUGUGAGCAGCGAAUCCGAGGCUUUGCCGGAGGAUCUUGCCACAGUGCUGCAGGAUGCCUUGUGUGCGGCUCAGGUGCCGGCUGCAUCCACUAGCCAUGCAAAGGGCAUCCAGCCACAGGAGGAGCUUCGAUAUCAGGAUUUCCUGAGUCGGGCAAGGCCCCCCAAGACUCCGCGGGACAUCAUCUCCGGCGGCGGCGGAGAGAGGCUGCCUGACUGGAUGCUGCAGUUCGCCAGGCUGGAGUCCGCCGAGAUGGCUGCGGAGGCGGCAGAGGCAAAGCAGGAGCGCCGUCGGCAGCGACAGCAGCGACGCAUGCAACGGGAGGCGUCAUGA
Messenger RNA from Symbiodinium sp. CCMP2592, 786 nucleotides. Lineage: Eukaryota; Dinophyceae; Suessiales; Symbiodiniaceae. The record is from the annotation of a GenBank genome assembly.